Linum trigynum is the source of this 2931-nucleotide messenger RNA. NCBI's taxonomy places the organism in Eukaryota, Viridiplantae, Streptophyta, Magnoliopsida, Malpighiales, Linaceae. The record is from the annotation of a GenBank genome assembly.
CCGUCACAAACAAACCUUUCUUCAUCACUGUCUCCCACCCUCUUUAGAUUAAACAAUAACAAUAAUGUCCAUGCUCUCUUUCAGAGCCACACGGCCUUACUUUUCUUCGCCAUUUCCCCCAACCUUCCCCUCUCCCAAUCGCCGCCGGCCCUUCCCCCUCUCCUUCGUCAGAAUGUCGACCACCGCCGCUCCGCCGGAAACCAUCGAGCACAUCGUGCUUUUCAAAGUCAAGGAGAGCGCCGAGCCUUCCAGAGUCCAAUCCAUGCUCAGCUCCCUCAACGCCCUCGUCUCCCUCGACCCGGUCCUCCACCUCUCCGCCGCCCCGAUCCACCGGCUCAAAUCCUCUCCCUUCCCCUUCACCCACCUCCUCCACAGCCGCUACGCCUCCAAGGACGACCUCAAGGCCUACGCCGUCCACCCCAGCCACGUCACCACCGUCAAGGAGUGCAUCCUCCCCGUCUGCGAAGACGUCAUGGCCGUCGAUUGGAUCGCGCAGGACCUUCAGGGACCGGUCGUUCCGCCGCCGGGAUCGGCGGUUAGGUUGAGUUUCCUGAAAUUGAAGGAGAAUUCGGCGGCGGAAGCCAAGGGCGAGAUCCUCGGGGUGAUUGGAGAGGUGAAGGAUAAGUUCGAGGAGAUCCAGCAGCUGACCGUCGGGGAGAAUUUCUCGCCGGAGAGAGCGAAAGGAUAUUCGAUUGCGUCCCUGGCUGUGUUCCCUGGGGUUGGUGAGAUCGACUCGGUGGAUGCCAAGGGAGAGAUGGUGAACUCGGAGAAGGAUAAAGUUAGGGAGCAUUUAGAGAGCGUUAUUGUGCUCGAUUACGUAGUGCCGUCUUCACAGCCGGCUAGUCUCUGAUAUCAAUCGUUCUCUCCUUGAAACCCCUCCUCUGGUAGGUUGUGCUUAACUUUCUGUGGCUGCUUCUUGAUCUGAACAACCUUCUGAAGUAUGCUUAACUUUCCAUUUGAUCAUGCAAUUUGGUGAAUGUUAGGGGUGCCCUGGUUUUCCGACUUGUUGACGUUGUGCUUGAUCAUGCUUGUCAUACUUUGGUGGUUGAUUGUGUUUCUUCGGCUUGUGCCCAAUUCCUUAGUGUAAAAUGUAUAUGCAGUUGAUACUAGUGGAAGGUCUGGCGUAUGUAGAACAGUUACCCUUUUGCUUUCUCUGCUAGGUCUGCAAUGUAGCUUUGUGCGAAAUCUAGUGAAUUUACAAUUCUUAACAAGUAGGGGGGAAAAGAGAGGAGUAUGAUCUAUUAGAGGGUUGAAUCCUCACUCGGUUUCGCGAUAUCUUUAUGGAUGUUUUGUUUGGUCCAUUGGUAGAUGAUGGUGAUGGUACUGUUUCAGUAUCAAAUGCACCACAAACUAGCUGGUUUCUUGUGUCUUUGAUGAGAGGGAAUUGCAACACAGGUAUUAGGAUGUUAAUCAUGGAGUUUUGAGAGAUCGGCUUGAUAUUGAUUGUGUCACGGGACGAAAGGUUUAUUUCCGGUCCAUAGGAAUUGCAUCCAUGUCCUUUCAUGAAGAAAGAUUGAUCCUUUUGGUGGCUGGUUAUGCAGCAUUACGUCUUAGGAACCAUUAUUUGCAUGUAGAGGUUCUUCGACGAAAGGUUGUUUUAGUUGCCUGAGGAGCUCUUAAGUUGCUUUUAACUGUGAUUUUAGAACACAUUUUAGAUGGCUUCGGAGGUGGUUCUACUCUACGCCAUAUAAUAUUCAGAGCUCUAUGCCCCUCAUUGUCUACCCCCAUUUACAUAUCCCUGUUCCUGCAAGACUGCUAAACUUUGGAUUUGCUGGACUUUGUAUGCUGUUGUUGAUCCAGGUCGUCUUUGUCUCUUCUCUCGUCGUGACAGAUGCUACAAAAGAAAAAAUUCAAGCUGCUAAACUUUGGAUUUGCUGGACUUUGUAUGCUGCUGUUGCUGAGUGGUGGGUUAUGAGGACUUGCGCGUAGAGUUUCCAAUCUCAAGUAGUGAUCUUUCUUCUGAAUUAAUGAUGCCAUGAGCCCUGUGACGAGAAUAGAAGUUACAUAAAAUGUGUAUCCAUUCCACUAAAACUUGAAAUGAAAUCUGCAGAAACAGCAACCAUCUGUGUUUGCUGCUUAAAGAAAUGUGUGUGCACUUUGUUCAACUCGCAAUCUAUCUACUACACUUUUAGAUCAGCCAAUUGUUAGAAUCAAAACAGCUUCUCUUGCUCGGAGCUAAUCACUUUGUUCAACAGGCGAUUCAAACAAACUGGAAAGGGGGAAUUGGCAAUUUGGCAUGCCAGGCAUAGGCGAUCACCAUGGAAGCCAAAGCAACCACCACCAUUGAUGACUUUAGUAGUGUGUAAUAAAUCAUUCAGCGAUGCUGCAGGGACCAUGGUGUAUGUACAUUGAGACGGACACAUGAAAGACGAAAUGAUACAAAUAUGUGCAGUGGAGCGGCCGAUGUGGCUGGUAGCCUAAUUCGGAAGUUGAUUGCUACAGAAUUGUACGCCCAAGGGAUCCAAUACACAUUGAUGAUUCUUUAUAAAAAAAAAAAAGUUAUUGGUGGAGAUGGCCACAGCUCGCUGCCCGGUUCCCUUAUUUGGAUCGUGUGGAGGGGCUCGGCAAUUGACUCAUUUAUUUGCAUCCUUCCACUUAAUCUCUGCUAUCAAUUCCUCCCACCGGUUUUUGUCUUAAUCGAUUUUGUUUCCGACGAAGAGAAGGCGAGGGUUUUAUAUAAUUUUGUUUUAUUUUAGGGUUAUAGGUAUAAUAUGUCUUUCUACUAUGUCGUUUUAUCAAACAUGUCCCUUCACUUUGACAAAAUGAUCAAAUAUGCCCAUCUGUUAAAAUUUUCAUCCAAAAACCAUUAACCACGACCGAAUUUUGGUUUGGACGGCACAAAUUUCUAAAAUAUCUCUAAAAGUUUUACUUAAUUUUUUUUUUCCGCUCUUUUGUAUGGCCAAAUAAUUCUAAUAAUUUCACUUUGAUUGG